UGAGAGCUUAACCUUUAUUGCCGAUUCACUUCUGUUCAUCUUUAAUUUUCCAACUUGAAUGGUUUUAGAUUAUGAAAUUCUGAAUUAGGAUGGUUUCUGAUAUAGAGAAUCUCAUGAUUGUUCCAGAAAGCCUCAUGGAGUUGCUAUAGGAUCAUAUUUGAGUAUGAAGAACUUGUUUUCUUGUUUGAAUACUUAUCCAUUAGAUUAGGUUUGGUUGACUGUACAUAAGGCUGUCUGUUUUCUUCAUACAGACAUUGUUUUCUACAAAUCAUUAGCUAUGGCUUCAAGUGAAUAUAUAGUAGAGGGUUCUAUUUCUUCUCUUAUCGAUUCAUUGAAUUCUAAGCAGCAUGGGGAUUCUCUUUCACCUGAAGAAAUAGCAUGGGUUGAUUCUUGCUUGGUUAAAGAUCCAGAAAUUUCAGAUAGUGACUGGAGUUAUAUGAAAGAUGCCUUAAUAGAAAUCCUUGGUUUACAACCUGGAUCACAGGAGUUAUCUGCACCUGGAACUGAUGGCUUUCCUGGAGGAGCUGCCAUUGAGAUGCUUGAUUCUGCUGAACCAGAAAUAGUCGAGUCCUCCGGAGUGACUGAAGAUGGUUCUAUACAAAUCAACAAAGAAAUUGAAACAAGUAGUGAUGAUUUCCCAAUCAAGGAGCAGAGUGGCAAUUCAUUAUCACAACAUUUUCAAGAACUCUCAGAAACUUCUCUGGGAAAUGCUUUUCUGCCAAAUUACGAGGAGGAAUACCUAAGAAUGAGUGAAUCCAUUGAUUCAGGACUUGAUGUUGGUUCUUCAACAGAUGAGAUAGAGCCAUCAACUGAGAAUAUCUUUAGGAUCUGGGAUUUGAGCAUUCCAUCAGAGGAAGAUCAACUUGUUAAACAGUUGAACAAGGCCCUUUCAGAAAGUAAUGAUAUAUUGAUGUCAUCAAGGACUGAUGAUAUAGGAGCGUGGAAGGAUUUUGAAGAAGAAUCAGUUGUUGAUUUAAUUGCUGGCAUUGCAGACCUGUCUUUGGGUGUCCAUUCUAACUAGAAGAACAUGUUAACAUCUACCUUGUUGAAAGGUUGACACUAAGGGCCUAUUUGGCAUUGCCAUUAGAGCUGAACAAUUUCUUAACAAC
Molecule: messenger RNA, 1109 nt
Organism: Manihot esculenta (cassava)
Lineage: Eukaryota; Viridiplantae; Streptophyta; Magnoliopsida; Malpighiales; Euphorbiaceae
Exons: 2
Coding region: 278-1021 (247 amino acids)
Source: RefSeq, a predicted model, not a curated record